AUGCGGCGCGUCAUUUGCGCGGCGCUGCUCCACGCAACCGCGGCGCUCGUGGCGCCGACGACGUCGCUGCCGCGACGCGCGCACCGCCGCCACGCGCAGCACCGGCAACCCACCCGGCUUUCGGCGCUGCCGCUCGCCGCCGCCGUGCGCAGCGCCGCGGAGCUGCGCUUCGACGCCUACGAGUGGUGCGCCAACUACGCGGCGCCCGCGUCGCUCGUCGCCGGCGCCGUCAUCGCGUCGCUCUACGACGUCGAGAACGACCCGUCCAUGGCGCCGCGCGCCGCGGACCGGCGGCGCGUCCGCGUCGCGAAGAAGGGCGUGCGCCUCAUGCUCAUCUCGGCCUUCACGCUCGAGAUUCUGGCCGUCUUCAUCACGACGAUCACGGGCACCAUGCUCCUGAGCGACGGCUCGGCGGCGGCCGCGGCGACGCCCAUGGCCAUGCUCAAGGUCACGUUCGAGCUCGAGUACCUCGCAUGUCGCGUCUGCUUCCUCCAGGGGCUCGUCAACUGGCUCGGCGCCAUCGCGCUGCAGCACGCGAUCCCGAAGGCCGGCGAGACGACGUCGACGCGACGCAUCAACAACUUCGUGUCCAGCAGCCUCUGCACGCUCAUCAUCCUCAUGGCCGCCAUCUACAACGACCACACGGAGUACCAGAACUACCUCCAGAUGCUCCGGCGGCUCGCGUUCCUCGUCGCGGCGCGCUUCUACGCGCACUGGCCGCCGCGGAUCAUGCCCGCGCUCACGGUGCCGGCCUUGCUCCUGACGACCUACCUCGGCUUCCGGGCCCUCGCGUCGCCCCAGGACGACGACAACGGGGCGCCGGCGUAA
Molecule: messenger RNA, 828 nt
Organism: Aureococcus anophagefferens
Lineage: Eukaryota; Pelagophyceae; Pelagomonadales; Pelagomonadaceae
Exons: 1
Coding region: 1-828 (275 amino acids)
Source: RefSeq, a predicted model, not a curated record